This is a messenger RNA of Metarhizium acridum CQMa 102, 855 nucleotides long. RefSeq lists its product as uncharacterized. Lineage: Eukaryota; Fungi; Ascomycota; Sordariomycetes; Hypocreales; Clavicipitaceae. The record is from RefSeq and is a predicted model, not a curated record.
AUGGCCAACGAGGAGCGCCCUUCGUUUGCCGACGCUAUCAAGGUCGACAAGCUUGAUUCGCACAACUACAAGGUCAAUAUGAAUGCGGCUUUUAGCAUCGGUGCUGUCCCUAAUGGAGGAUAUACUGCGUCGUGCAUGCUGGCCGCUGCGGGCACUCAUCUUGCUCUCAGACAGCAGACAGACACGUUGACGACGCACGUCGAGUACGUAAACCGCACGUCGCCAGGCAUGGCAAUCAUUACCAUCCAGGACGUGAAGCUUGGCAGGCAAGUUUCUACCCUCCACUUGACACUCUGGCAGGGCGAUGGCUUGCUUACCCAGGCACCUUGGGUUACUCCUGGCGUGACUCGCCGUAUCAUGGUGGCCUGUACUACCCAAAUUAAUUUGCGCACCUUUGCCGGCAUCACCCGUCCAACAGGCUAUGAGUCUACCGCCGUUGACUCUAUUCCGACCCAACCAGACCUACAAGCCCUUGAGAAAACUGAUGGCGAUGAGAUUUGGGAGGAAUCCAAAGUACCUAAGCCAUUAACCAAGAUGAUGUCCUCGCUAAACAACUGGCGAUUUUUCGUUCCUCGCAAAGGGCCACUUACACCCGGGGUCAUGGACGUGUGGUCAUGCCUUUCCAGCGGCGAGCUCAUUACGCAAGCUACAAUGCCCUAUGUCGUCGACUCUUUCCCCUACAAUCUACACCUUUUUCCAAUUUCCCCAGAGUUUCGUGCCAUGAUCCCCGGUUGUCGACGAGACAAAGGAGACUGCCGGCCGUCAGGCCGACCUUCAGACAAGGAACAAGGAGCGGGCGGACAUAUGGUUUCCAACGGUGGUGAUGAAUCUGGAAAAGAAGACGGCUUUGCCUGA